Ricinus communis (castor bean) is the source of this 1015-nucleotide messenger RNA. Its product is annotated as chlorophyll a-b binding protein P4, chloroplastic. The transcript is spliced from 3 exons. Lineage: Eukaryota; Viridiplantae; Streptophyta; Magnoliopsida; Malpighiales; Euphorbiaceae. The coding region runs from base 77 to 832 and encodes 251 amino acids. Gene Ontology annotation, biological process: response to light stimulus; photosynthesis, light harvesting in photosystem I. Gene Ontology annotation, cellular component: membrane. The record is from RefSeq and is a predicted model, not a curated record.
CAUUAAUCAGCUUUAAACAACUGCUACUACUAGUCUUCCUUUAUCUGAGACCUUAUUUUCUUUGCCGAAAUUAAGGAUGGCUACUGUCACUACUCAAGCUUCUGCCGCCGUAUUCCGGCCAUGUGCAUCAAAAUCAAGGUUUCUUAGUGGGUCUCCUAGUAAACUCAACAGAGAAGUAGCUUUUAAACCAAUGUCAUCUUCACCUGCUUCUUUCAAAGUUGAAGCCAAGAAAGGCGAGUGGUUGCCUGGUUUGCCCUCUCCAGCUUACCUCAAUGGAAGUCUUCCAGGGGAUAAUGGGUUUGACCCUCUUGGUCUAGCUGAGGACCCUGAGAAUUUGAAAUGGUUUGUCCAGGCAGAGCUUGUGAAUGGCAGGUGGGCUAUGUUGGGCGUUGCAGGAAUGCUAUUGCCUGAAGUUUUCACAAAGAUUGGAAUAAUCAACGUUCCUAAAUGGUAUGAUGCUGGCAAAGAAGAGUACUUUGCUUCAUCGUCAACUCUCUUUGUCAUUGAGUUUAUUUUGUUCCAUUAUGUGGAGAUCAGAAGAUGGCAAGAUAUCAAGAACCCAGGAAGUGUCAACCAAGAUCCUAUCUUCAAGCAAUACAGCUUGCCUCCAAAUGAAGUUGGUUACCCUGGUGGCAUCUUCAACCCUCUAAACUUUGCACCAACUCUCGAGGCCAAGGAGAAGGAGCUUGCCAAUGGGAGAUUGGCUAUGUUGGCAUUCCUAGGGUUUGUGAUUCAACACAAUGUGACUGGCAAAGGACCUUUCGACAACCUCUUGCAGCACCUGUCAGACCCAUGGCACAACACCAUUAUCCAGACAUUUAGUGGUAACUAAAUUUCAGUAAGAGAAAGAAAAAAAGAAGAAAAAAAUGGGGGUCCAUGUUUCUUGCCUUUGUAAACCAUGAAUUAUAUGGUUUUUGAGUGAGGUUUGAGCAUCAAUGUGAUAUAAAGAACUUUCAGUGUACAGAGGAACUAAGAUGGCAUUUAUAUUACUAUUUAUCACUUUGACCCACUCAAA